AAACGGAGCAGUGCCCCCAUUAGAUAAAUGUUAUUUCUUAAUGUAUAGGUUAUUUUAUUUUUUUUGCCACGAAAUGAAGAACGAAAACGUAAUACUUAAAUUCUCAAUUGUCAAGGGUGCGCAACCUCAUUUGACAUGUGCAAAACAGUGAGCGAGAAGCCUGGGCGCGUCGUCAAUGGGGACCCCUGUGCGCAACAAGAGCCCCCCAUGAGGGCAAUAUUGCAACCGCAGAUGCUGCGAUUGGCCAGACGUUGAUCAGAUGGUACAGUUUCAUUCUGCCCUAUUCAGUGGCACCUCGCAAGCCCCCUAAAACCAAAUCUCCGAUAAAGUAAUGACAAAACAACUUGGACUAUAAAACACUACAAAUCAUAUUCCUCGGAGCAUACAGUUGUCCAUCCAAUGAGUUCCUAUUUUGUCAACUCAACUUUUCCUGUUUCUCUGCCGGGAGGACAGGAGUCUCUCCUGGGUCAGAUACCGUUGUAUUCCUCUGGAUAUACCGACUCUUUAAGACACUUUUCCAACGCUACAUAUGGAGCUGCCAAUAUGCAAGAGAAGGUUUACCCAGCCUCAUAUUACCAGCAAACCACUGGUGUCUACGGUCGCCCCAGCACCAGUGGUGCCUGCGACUACACAGCUGGAACAUUUUACAAGGACAGUGACCGUUCGUGCGCUUUCGCAAGUCGCGAGGACCAGUCUCUCUUAACUCAGGACGAGCGCAAGUCAGAGUGCCUCGAGCAGAAUGUAAACAUAACCACUGCGGUCGACGAGAAGUCUUCUCUGCUGUAUCCGUGGAUGCAAAGAAUGAAUUCUUGCACCACCGGAACCUUUGGAAGCAGCGGACGGAGGGGCCGUCAGACCUAUACUCGAUAUCAGACUCUUGAGCUCGAGAAAGAAUUCCAUUUCAAUAGGUACCUGACCAGGCGUCGUCGAAUAGAGAUUUCGCAUGCUCUGUGUCUCACUGAGCGCCAAAUAAAGAUUUGGUUUCAGAAUCGCAGAAUGAAGUGGAAAAAGGAGAACAAAGUUAUGAAUCCUUCGAAACCCAGCGAUGAGGAUGAUGAAAAGAAAACAGAAUAAAAGACACGGAAUGAAUAAGCUACAAAAGCCAUCCUAUAAUUGUUGGAACAUUAAGUGUUUAAUUAUUGUAGGUUGUUGUUUUUCAGACAAUAAGCCUAUACAUUUUUGUGAAAUAUGUAAAUAUUAGUCUAAUAGAUUUUUGCACGAGUAAAUACGGUUUUGUAGAUUAGAAGCCGUUUAAAAACAACUUUAGGCUAGGUUAUUUUGUUUUGAUCGUGCUUUUAGAUUAGUCAGUAUUUUUGCUUGACAUUGAAAUACACCUGCAUAUAGUUUCGUAACGGAGGCGUUGAAAUGUGCAACAACAGGCCCCCAACUUGGUUCCCCAAUGUCUUUGGGCUAGAAGAGUGGCUUUGGCCUAUUUAGCCUAUUACCUUUAAGUGUUGUAUUAGCUAUUGUUAUUUUUAAUUUUUAUUAUAAAUAAUGUUUGGACAAGUUAUUUAUUGUGCAGUUGCACUUCUGGAUGUCGUGUUCAAUAUAACGUGGCUUAAGAAAUGAUUGUAAUAUUAUGUAAAUACAACUAAAUCAUUGUUCAAUUGUGUAAAAAUAUAACCUUUUAUUGAUGUGUCGGCAUUAUUAUUGUUAUUGUGUCCUGCAAAAAUGUACUUAUUGGGCAGACCCAACCUUUUAAAAAUGCUAAUAUUACUAUAACAUAUUACUGAUAUACAUGUCGGUAAGCUCUGAGUGUUGGUUAAAUAGUCCUAGAAUAGUCAAUAUUCUAAACAAAAUGCACAAUGAAAAAAGCCUGCAGAGCGUCCUCACUUAUAGUUACCUCCACUGCCAGUAGAUGACGCUG
This is a messenger RNA of Esox lucius (northern pike), 1867 nucleotides long. RefSeq names its product homeobox B6b (gene hoxb6b). Gene Ontology annotation, biological process: regulation of transcription by RNA polymerase II; anterior/posterior pattern specification. The transcript is spliced from 2 exons. Gene Ontology annotation, cellular component: nucleus. NCBI's taxonomy places the organism in Eukaryota, Metazoa, Chordata, Actinopteri, Esociformes, Esocidae. Bases 400 to 1074 code for a protein of 224 amino acids. Gene Ontology annotation, molecular function: DNA-binding transcription factor activity, RNA polymerase II-specific; RNA polymerase II cis-regulatory region sequence-specific DNA binding. The record is from RefSeq and is a predicted model, not a curated record.